Molecule: messenger RNA, 3387 nt
Organism: Orbicella faveolata
Lineage: Eukaryota; Metazoa; Cnidaria; Anthozoa; Scleractinia; Merulinidae
Product: chondroitin sulfate synthase 1-like
Cellular component (GO): Golgi cisterna membrane
Molecular function (GO): glucuronosyl-N-acetylgalactosaminyl-proteoglycan 4-beta-N-acetylgalactosaminyltransferase activity
Source: RefSeq, a predicted model, not a curated record
AGGGAUAAGAUAACAGCAAGUUAUCCGUCAGUUGGUCAAGACAACAUUCAUUUCAUUUCGUGAUUAGCUAGGCGAUCGACUUUUUCUUUAGAUGGAAGUUCGAAGUCUUCGUGAGUGUCUGUUGCUGCUGGCCGGCUUGAUUGUUGGUUACAAUGUGACGUUGUUUCUGAGGCAGAAUCAAUGCUAUUUAACCUAUAAAAAGCAUUUCCGACCAAGGUCAAUGACAAAAGAAGUGCAGUUUAAUAACCGUCAAUUCAUCUUUGUUGGUGUUAUGACAUCUGAGCAGUUUCUGCAAACUCGAGCUCAAGCAGUGUCCGAUACAUGGGGCCGGAACGUUGCUGGAAAACUAACAUUUUUUUCAAGUCAGGCUCGUAACAAGUCCAAACUACCAGUGAUCAAUCUACCCGACGUGGAUGACUCGUAUCCACCGCUGAAGAAGUCGUUAAUGAUGACCAAGUACAUACACGACCACCACAUCGACGACUACGAAUGGUUCAUGCGGGCGGAUGACGAUGUUUACAUCCGCAAUGACAAAUUGGUUCGUUUAUUACGUUCAUUAAACAGUUCCGAUGAUAUCUACCUGGGGCAAGCGGGAACAGGUGCAAAGAAAGAAAGAGGAAAGCUUAACCUGUUGCCUGGAGAUAACUAUUGUAUGGGAGGACCGGGUGUAGUAUUCAGUCGAAAUGUUUUGAAGAAGGUUGCUCCGCAUAUUGAACAUUGUCUUCUAAAAGCACCGAAAUCACACAUGCAUGAAGACACUGAGCUUGGUCGGUGUAUACAACGCUAUGUUGGAAUUUCCUGCACUUGGGCCUCUGAGUUACAUAAACUUUUCUUCCACGACUACAAUGGUAAUGGAAAAAUAUUUGUGGGUGAGCUGGACUCUAAGAAUAUUAAUGAUGCGAUUACGCUUCACCCUGUCAAAGAUCCUGCCUACAUGUACCGUCUACACGUCCACUUUAACAACGAACGCAUUCAAGAUCUUCAACAGCACGGAGAAAAGCUCCAACGUGUUUUGCGGAACAUGGAUCGAUUGCUACAAGCAAACAGAUUGUCCCUUCAUGAGAAACGAGGUCUUCAAGAUGCAAGAGAUUUUCAUCAUCAGUUGGCCAUAAAUAACAUUGAAAAAUGGGAAAUGUUUACUUCCAAAUUAUUUUACCCUCACAUCAGCUCACAAGAGCCCGUUACCAAGAUCCUUGGCGCACUGAAAAUUGAAGUCAACAAUAUACUGAAGAAAACAAACGAAGUUAUAAAUGAAGAGGCCAGGAAGAAUCAACAUCUUGGGAAGCUCAAGGACCAGACAAUAAAUUAUGGUUAUAGGCGUGUCCAUCCCCUAUAUGGCCUACAACAUAUCGUACAACUCACAGUAAUUAGUGCAAAGAAACAUCGCAACAACAUAACUAAUGAAACGAAAACUAGUUACAUGUCACACGAGAGAAGGUUCUAUACCCAACAGCCUUUUGCAAAUUUGAGAUAUACCACUGAGCCCCCUACAGGGAUGCCCCCUUAUGUACACGUUCUCGUUCCCUUAGAAGGGCGUCUGGAAACGUUCCGUCGUUUCAUGGCAAAUUUUGAAUUGGUCUGCCUCAAAGUACUUCAGAGAGUCAAGCUGGUAGUCGCAUAUUCUUCCUCUGUGUCUUCUCCUCAUGAACACAAAGGUAUCAUGAAGAAAUACCAAGAGAAAUAUCCCGAAGCAGAACUUAUUUGGCUUGAUGUUGCGGGUAACUUUUCCCGCGGAAUAGCUCUUUCUCUCGCAGCAAAUAAAUUUGAUCAAGCAGCCUUGCUAUUCUUGUGUGAUGUUGACUUGAUCUUUAACUCGGAAUUUAUUGAUCGCUGCAGAUUGAACACUGCGCUUGGUAAGCGAGCUUACUUUCCAAUAAUUUUUACUCAGUUUGAUCCUGAACUAACAUACAGCAACAAAACCAAACCCGAUUCGCACUUUACUAUUAACAAAGAUGCAGGAAUGUGGAGGUCAUUCUCUUACGGAAUAGCAUGCAUUUAUUAUCAAGACAUGGAUGCUGUUGGAGGCUUUGACACAAGCAUUAGAGGCUGGGGAAUGGAAGACGUGGAUCUGUUUGCGAAGUUUGUAGAUCAUCCAGAGAUUGAGGUGUUUCGCGCACCUGAUCCCGGUGUAAUACAUGUUUAUCACAGAAAAACUUGCGAUCCAAAUCUCUCCGUUACACAACACACUGCGUGUCAAGGCUCUAAAGCCUCCAUAUCGGCAUCUCAGAAAUCAUUAGUCAGAGCUUUGCUUUCUACUCAGAAUGCAAACGACUUAAGUUUGUUAACAGUAAUGUACCCCGGUAAUUAUAAAUAAGUACUCUUCCGCUAAACGCCUCUGUGAGUGGAAUUGUUUACCAAGACCCGCGGCUGAGUCAGAAACCUCUAAACAGUUCAAGAAUGGACUCAAGUGCUUUCUCAAUAAUUUUUUUACUUUUUUAACCAUUUCCUAACGAAGUUGUACACAUUGUAGAGAAUACACCCGCCAUACAUGGGCCUCUUCCAAUGACAAUCUUUAUAAAUUAGCGCGUGGUCAACCUGCGAGGCUAUUUUUGGGAAGGACACCUAAUUGGCCAAUUCAAAUGACGUAAUAACAUUGAAGGUUUAAUUUUAACAGUUAAAAUUGCUACUUUCUGGCUAUUUGAAACAGGUUUCCAAAGAGAUCUUUUUCGCUUUAUGCCGUUCAGUACUUUUGGAGAAACGACUUUAAGAACGACUGAUUAAAGUGGCCGAUCACUUCCUAGGCUGUAACACGUUUGGUGGUUUCUUAUCCAAGUCCCAUUGCCGUGGGUACGAUCACGAUGAUGAUCUGCAUCACCAUUCUUGCGAAGGAAGACGAUGUACAUAGUAAAGCCUGUGAACGGAUGGACUGCUUCGACUUCAUGACAGCCAAACGUCAAGUGGGUUCUGGACGUUUUCCCGCCGCCAUAGAAUUCUGACGACCUGCAAUCGUCACUUCUUCGAAGAUGAUCGCUACACCUACCACUUGAUCUCGUCGCAAGCAAACAUCUCCGUCUCCGAGUUCAAACCCCCUCCGCUCUACGUGUUCGUCGAUUACAUGGCCAUCACCGACGAAAAGGAAAUGCAAACCCUCAUCAUGCUCUGCCUGGAUGCCGAGAGCGACGAGACCGAGAUGUUUUAUGGUCAAGACUGCACCAACGACAUGUUCGUCCACUUGGACGAACUUACCAUCACAGAGGAGGGAGACGUUCGAGAUAUUAUCGUGGUCCUUCACAAUUUCAAGGGCUACGACGGUAUGUUUGUUUUGCAGUACGUCUUCACAACCCAUCAAGAGGUAAACAAACAGAUCAACGAGGGCAUCUUCUCAACGCGUUAGAAAAUCAAGAUUACGAGAGUCCAAUGCCACGUUCAGACAUGUACGAUCCCGAA